AUCACGAAGCACCUGACUAACAGAAGGAAGCAAAGGCACGAUCCUUACAUUCAUUAAUAGCUUGCAUACAUAGUAUUGGGACUUAACUGAGUUUCUGGGUACUUUCACCAGGAAUAUGGAAUUGAAACACAGCUUAUUCGCUGUUUUUCUGCUGUGCUACGUCACUGCGAUUGACAACAAAGACAUUAACAAUGAGCUCCCUUUACGACGCUCCAAAUACUCCAUUGUGAAUCCUCAGUUGAUUCGAAGAUGGACAAGGAGCAUCAACACAGAAACACAGUCAAGAGGAAAUGAUGAAGAUGAGAACAUUUCAUAUGCACUUAACAUAAACAGCAGGAAGCACCUCCUUCAUCUGCAAAAGAACAGAGACUUUUUACAUCCGAACUUUGUUCAGUUUUCAAGUGAUGCCACUGGGAACUACGAGCCAUCUUAUCCGAAGCAAUCUGUGCAUUGCUAUUACCACGGCCAGGUGGAGGGAUAUGAGGAUUCAGUGGUAGCACUGAGCACAUGCUCUGGCCUUAGGGGUGUGAUUGUUAUCGGAAAUGAAACGUACGGACUUGAACCCGUGGAACAGUCUGAAACAAACGACCACCUUCUCUACCUUCUGAAUGACGAUCAGACUGGGCCCAUCAGCUGUGGGGUCGUCAGUGAGGAUGCAUCAACUCAAAGCCACGAACCGUUUGAGCCGGGCCAAUCACUGACCAAGCUGCUGAGGAGGAAGCGCAAUUUGCCACUAACCAGUUAUGUGGAGUUGGUGGUGGUUGUGGAUAAUCUCAGGUACAAACUUAAGAAAGGAAACGAGACGGCCAUACGAGAGGAAAUGGUGGAAGUAGCUAAUCUCCUGGACGGGUAUUAUAAGCAGCUGAAUAUCCGCGUGGUGCUGAUGGGCCUGGAGAUCUUUAAGGACAGUAAUCCCUUCAGUGUGGAGGGUUCUGCAGGAGAGGUGUUAGGGAAUUUUGUUAAGUGGAGGAAGGAGUCUCUGUUACCAAAGAUCAGGCAUGAUGUCGGUCAACUCGUUGUUGGUCGGAGCGGCCCCUACGGUGGCAGUGUAUUAGGAAUGGCCUUUCUUGGGACCGUCUGCUCUGCAGCGAACUCUGGAGGAAUUAACGUGUUCUCUGACGACAAAGUGCCCUUAUUCUCCACUUUGAUGGCCCACGAGAUGGGACAUAACCUGGGCAUGAAUCAUGACAAUGGACGCUGCACAUGCGAGGGAAACGCCUGUAUCAUGGCUGCCAGUCUUAGUGGAUCCACAAAGUUCAGCACUUGCAGUGGGCAGGACUUUGAGACACUGUUCAUUCAAGGAGGAGGAGAGUGUCUAAAAAACCAGCCCAACCCAUCAGAUGUGGUCGGUAAUAUUGAAUGUGGCAAUGGUCGGCUGGACAAAGGAGAGCAAUGUGACUGUGGCAAACCAGAGGAAUGCGAUAACGACUGCUGCAAUGCGGCCACCUGCAGGUUUACAUCCGGGUCGACCUGCGCUCAGGGGUCUUGCUGCAACAACUGUCAGGUCAGAGUGUCUGGAUAUAAUUGCAGAGCGUCGGUCAACACUUGUGACCUCCCUGAAUUCUGUGACGGCCGCACAGGGUUCUGUCCCGAUGACUAUUAUGUCAUGGACGGCCUGCCGUGUCUCAGCAACACUGCUUACUGCUAUGAAGGCCGAUGCCAGACAUAUGAUUACCAGUGCAAACAUCUCUUUGCACAAGAUCUAGCUACAAAGGCUGACGAUUUCUGCUUCAGCCAUGCAAAUAUUGAGGGGGACAAAUAUGGAAACUGUGGACUCGAUAGCAGCCAACAGUAUAAAAAAUGUAGUCUCGUAAAUGCCAAGUGUGGAAAGUUGCAGUGCACCAACGUGGACCUUAACAUUCACCCUGUUGGUGCCCAAGUCAGUUCCGUGGUCAUUGACGGGAAAAAAUGUGUUAACGCUGACUUCGGCCUGGGCCCAGAUGUGCUGGAUCCUGCCUAUGUUAACCCGGGCAGCCCUUGUGAGAAAGGAAAGACCUGCCUGGACUUUGAGUGUGUGAACGCCUCCGCUCUGCUGCCCAACUUCAACUGUGAAGCCCGGACCACUUGCAACGGCAAAGGGGUCUGUAAUGACAGAGGGAACUGCCACUGUCAUGACGGGUGGUCACCCCCUCGCUGUGACAAGUCAGGGCGUGGUGGAAGCAUAGACAGCGGUCCUGCUCAGAUUGACCACUCCCUCAGGAACGGCCUUUUGAUCUUCUUCCUGCUGGUGGUUCCUGUUCUGGUCCUCCUCAUUCUGCUGUUGCUCUACAUCUUCAAGAGGGAAUCCCUAAACCCAUGCAUAAACAGAUGUCACAAGUCGAGGAAUCCUAACAAAGGAAAUUCAAAUUCACAAUCAACCCAAGAUGUACCAAGAGCUGCCCCAGCCCAGCCUUCAGUACAGUAUGCUUCUGAUGGGCCUGGAUAUCCUUCAUCUACCCCACUUCCAGCUUCUGGUUUAAGGUAUGGAGAACUGGAUUAUUGGAACGCAGACAAGGCCCCUGUCCCUGCACAACCUGCACAACCACAUAGGCAGGGGCCCGGAGUUCCGAAACCAAUCCCUGCUGGGAAGCCACCAAUCUAAUUCAGCUUUUAAGAUCAAUAUUUUCAACUGUAAAUGUAUACAGUAUGCUGCUCAACACUUUAUGAAAAUGCAAUUUUAAAACACUGUGAUAAGUGGACUCACUGUUACCGGUUGCCGUGGCAGCUUUCUAAUAAUCGACUGUUACAUGGUGGUGGAUAAGGCUGGUGACUGUGCAACAUUUU
This is a messenger RNA of Labrus mixtus (cuckoo wrasse), 2763 nucleotides long. RefSeq lists its product as uncharacterized. Gene Ontology annotation, biological process: proteolysis. Gene Ontology annotation, molecular function: metalloendopeptidase activity. The record is from RefSeq and is a predicted model, not a curated record. The coding region runs from base 116 to 2581 and encodes 821 amino acids. The transcript is spliced from 22 exons. Gene Ontology annotation, cellular component: plasma membrane. Lineage: Eukaryota; Metazoa; Chordata; Actinopteri; Labriformes; Labridae.